This is a messenger RNA of Diaporthe citri, 1257 nucleotides long. RefSeq lists its product as uncharacterized. Lineage: Eukaryota; Fungi; Ascomycota; Sordariomycetes; Diaporthales; Diaporthaceae. The transcript has a single exon. The coding region runs from base 1 to 1257 and encodes 418 amino acids. The record is from RefSeq and is a predicted model, not a curated record.
AUGGCAAUACAAGCCGACCUCCAAGGUCUCCAAGAUCCUGCUUCUGCCCUCAAGACGUCCUCGUCAGGGCACUCACGCCCCCCUUCACCGGAGAGUGCCUCGCCCCUGUUCUUGUCAGCGCCCUCGUCUCCUUUGCCAUCAUGUCGACCGCAGGGACGCCUUGCAUUUACGCCGCCAGAGCGACCACCAGACCUGACUCGUCCCGCCCCCAAGAGACGAAGAGCCCUCCACGAUGUUGACGGCCCUCAUACGGGUUCCCUUGGCUGCAAGAAGCGCCGCCUACGUCGUCAUCUCAUCACCUCGAGGCUGUCGCGGCCGUACUCGUCGCCAGCCACCCACAUCUUGAACCGGGAGGCUGCAGCUGGAGCCAAACGCUUCCUCAAGAUGGCGGCGGCGGCGGCGGCCAGAAAGCUCACGACCGUCGUUGUGCCGACCCCGCCCCUUGCUGACUGGAGCUCGGGCCCGGCAGUGGCAGCCGCCCAGGUCGCCACCGUCGUCCCCGCGAACAGCAUCCACCACCUUGCGCCGGCAGAAAUGGUACGGCGGGCAGCCAUCAUGAACAGUUUCAGGAUCCGGGUGUGCGACGAGGCCCGCCAAAGAGGCGACAGGACUGACCUUCAGCUGACGGCCAGCGCUGCGCUGCUGAGGGCCGGGUCUGGUUUGCAUGGUGUAGGUUUUGUGGCGAAGCCGAAUGCCGCGAGGCAGCACACGCCUCUCAGCCCGUCAGCACAGGACCAAACCGGGCAUACAGGCCUCACGUCAAACAGGUCGACCAUGCUGUCCUCCCCGAGUGCUGCUCAGCCGCCGGUCACCACCAGCCCCCUGAGCUUUCCCUCGGCGACGAAAACCACUGGGGCGGCUGCCCGCUGGUCGCCGCCGAGCAGUCCCCCCAAGCACGCAGGGCCGCGGGGGGCGGGGCGGGCAUCACCGGGGCGAACAUCACCGGGGCUGAAGCCUCUGAGGUCGCCCGAGCUUUCGGCACUGCGCGGUCAUGCCGAUGGCGACGGGCUGGACGACGACGAGCUCAGCUUCCCGGCGACGGACUACUCGGAUGAUUUCCUGGAGAACGAGUCUGACGAGGUAUAUACUGACUUCGGCGCCAUCUUCGGUGGAGGAGAUUGCGUUGACGAGGCGGACGAGAGCGAAGGCACCGGCGACACUCAAGGGUCUGCUGGCGAGGGAGACGGAGGGCAUGGUGGCGACCACUUUGAGGACUACAUGGAUGACUUGGACGGUAUCCCAUGGGGUGCGAGGUGA